Messenger RNA from Helobdella robusta, 420 nucleotides. RefSeq lists its product as hypothetical. NCBI's taxonomy places the organism in Eukaryota, Metazoa, Annelida, Clitellata, Rhynchobdellida, Glossiphoniidae. Gene Ontology annotation, molecular function: calcium ion binding. The record is from RefSeq and is a predicted model, not a curated record. The coding region runs from base 1 to 420 and encodes 139 amino acids. The transcript is spliced from 3 exons.
AUGUCUAAAUGGAAGAGUUCAUCCUACGAUCCACCCUUCCCCGACUCCCAACAUUCGAACAAGAGGGCCACAGAGGCUGAGGUCAGAAGGUUAUUUGAUGCGCUGGACAAAGACCACAAUGGUUACAUUGACAGGCACGAAUUGCAAGAAACAAUGAAGGAAGUGGGUCUGAACCUGACGGAGAAGGAUAUCAACACCAUGAUGCAAGUGGCCAACGUGCCCAUCAAAGACAGAAUCUUUUACGAAGGCCACAACUCGCGUUCCGAAGAAGAAGCAUGCAUAUAUUCCAUCGGAAGCGUGACAGGCAGGAGAACGUGGAAUGCAGAGUGGAGUGUGCCUCGAUGGGAUGCAUUGAAUAUAUUGAUUUUCAUCAGCACUCUGCUUUGUUUGCAAUGUUUUGGCCAGGAUAAAUCGUCUUAG